Microthlaspi erraticum is the source of this 918-nucleotide messenger RNA. The record is from the annotation of a GenBank genome assembly. Lineage: Eukaryota; Viridiplantae; Streptophyta; Magnoliopsida; Brassicales; Brassicaceae.
AUGAUGAAUGGAGGAGGCUCUCAUAGUUUACGAUCAGCGUUCUCUUACUGUGUACAACAAGUACGAAACUAUGACUACCAUCACUACCUCUGCCUCCUCGAACUCCCACCUGAGAUGCGUAAAGCCGCCUUCGCACUCCGAGCUUUCAACGUAGAAACCGCAAGAGCCAUGGACGUCGCAUCCGAUCCCAAGAUCGGACUCAUGCGUCUACUCUGGUGGCAAGAAGCAAUUGAGAAACUCUACACCAAGAAACCCAUAAACCAUCCAGCCGCACAAGCUCUCUCUUGGACGAUAUCUGAGCACAACAUCAGUAAACCGUGGCUGAAACGCUCGGUGGAAGCUAGAAUCCGAGACGCUCAGAGAGAAGUGGAGGACAUGCCAGAGAGCAUCGAGGAGCUAGAGAAAUACGCAGAGGACACUGUUUCGACUCUUCUCUACAAUACACUCCAAGCAGGAGGGAUUAGUUCAACGACAGCUGAUCACGCAGCUUCACACAUUGGUAAAGCCAGUGGUCUCGUCUUGCUACUGAAGUCCUUACCGUACCAUUGUACCAGAAACCGUCACCAGAGCUACAUCCCUUCGAACCUCGCUGAGAAGCACGGUUUGCUUGUGAAACAAGGCGGACGAUCGGAGAUUCUUCUGGAUGAGAACUCAAGAGAAGGACUAUGCAAUGUGGUGUUUGAGAUUGCGUCUGUCGCUAAUGUACAUCUCUUGAAAGCCCGUGAACUCGCCGGAAAAGUCCCCCCGGAAGCUAAACCGGUCCUGCUCCACUCAGUCCCGGUACAAGUCCUUCUUGAUUCUUUGCGUAAAGCACACUUCGACGUCUUUGAUCCUAAGAUUCAAAGAGGUGUUCUUGGUGUUCCUCCACUUUGGUUUCAGCUUAAACUCAAAUGGUACUCAUGGAGAUCUAUCUUCUGA